Molecule: messenger RNA, 2904 nt
Organism: Grus americana (Whooping crane)
Lineage: Eukaryota; Metazoa; Chordata; Aves; Gruiformes; Gruidae
Gene: ZNF740
Product: zinc finger protein 740
Exons: 8
Coding region: 499-1131 (210 amino acids)
Biological process (GO): regulation of transcription by RNA polymerase II
Cellular component (GO): nucleus
Molecular function (GO): DNA-binding transcription factor activity, RNA polymerase II-specific; RNA polymerase II cis-regulatory region sequence-specific DNA binding
Source: RefSeq, a predicted model, not a curated record
AAACGGAGGGGCGGGUGUUUCCGGUUCCGGGUCGGCGGCGGCGGCCGAGGAAGGGGGGGGGGCGCUGGGGCCGCGGCUGUUUGUAAACUUGUCGGUGCGGCGGGCGGCGCGGAGCGGAGCGCGGAGGGGCCGCGGCAGGCGAAGACCCGCAGCAGCAGCAGCGGUGGCGGCGGCGGGGAGCCGGCUCCCACCCCGGGGGUGGGAAGGAAGAUGUCCCCUCUCUAAGAAGCGUUACGGGCAGCUGCCCGUCCUGCCUAACCCUGCCUAACCCUGCCAGCCCCCCCAGGGGUUGAGGAGGAAGCGCCUCACCGCACCCGCGGCACCGGGGCAAAGAUGUCGGCAAAGUGGAGGGUACUGGACGAGCCCGGCAAAAAAAAAAAAAAAAAUGAUUAACUGAACCCACCUUUCUAACCGUUAAAAAAAUUCUUUUCCUGGGCGAGAAUUAAGGCUAAAGAAUUGUUACAAUCCGUUUGUCGAGGACAGACAGACAGACACAAGAUGGCUCAGGCGAGUCUCCUGGCCUGCGAGGGCCUCUCCGGCGUCUGCCUCGUGCCGACCGUGGCCAGCAAGAAGAUGAUGCCGAAACAAAGCUCGAAACAAGGCGAGAGCAGGGAGAGGGGGAGCAGCCCCGACGUGCUGGCUCUCCGUCAGGACGCCGACAAAUCCCGCAGCCGCAAAGAAGAGGAAGCAGCCGAGGCGUCGCAGCCGAAGAAAUCCAUAAAAAAGCGCCGCAAGCGGGUGGCCGGCGCCGAGGGACCCAGCCGCUCCUCCCGGAGAGGAUCCCGCCUCGGCAGCCAGGUGGUGGUGAUCAAGCAGAACGGCUCCUUCCAGCUGGGGAUCCCCAAAAAUUUCAUCUGCGAGCAGUGCUUCGGCGCCUUCCGCAGCAGCUACCACCUCAAGCGACACAUCCUCAUCCACACCGGCGAGAAACCUUUCGAGUGCGACGUGUGCGACAUGCGCUUCAUCCAGAAAUACCACCUGGAGCGUCACAAGCGCGUUCACAGCGGGGAGAAACCCUACCAGUGCGAGCGCUGCAUGCAGAGCUUCUCCAGGACAGACCGGCUCCUGAGACACAAACGAAUGUGCCAAGGUUGCCAAACCAAGACCCCCGACUCGCAGCUGUUGCUCUAGGAGCCGAGUUAAACCCCGGUACCGGCCGGGAACGCCGACGGCAGCUCCGGGGAUGGUUGUUUUAACCUUCCUCCCCUCCCAUCCUCUUCUUCUUCUUCGUUUCUCCUGGGUUUUUUCGCCUCCCCGUUCCAGCUCCCCGCCGCGGGGACGGGGAAGAGCCGGCCGCUCGCCCGGACUUUGAGCCGACGGCACCGUACAUAACUCGGAAGAUGAUCGGGAAAAACCUCCCCCCGACCGGCAGAAACCGCGGGCAGCUGCCUAUAAACCUGCCUCUUAUUUUCCCCCCGCUCCCCCCCUUCCCUCCGUUUUAUUCCCAAAUCCUGUCGUCCCCCCCCACCCCUCUCAGGAAAGGCUUGGAGCCCCAAGCCGGCCUAAAGCAGAGCAAAACCGGGACUUCUCCAGCCCCGACCGCUUCCUUUCGGCCGCCGGACGGGCUCGCGCAGGCGCUCGGCUCUCAGGUAGGAGGGUCUGCAGGGAGGAACCGUUUCUAACCCCUUUUUUGGGUUUUUUUUUUUUUGAUUUUUUUUUUCUUUUUUGAGAUGAAAAACAAGCACUGGCGAGGCCACGGUGGCUUCGGUUGGGGAAGGGGGGGGGGGGGGCCCUCGUCCCGGCGGCGCUUCCCUUUCGAGUUUCUUCAUGGUUUUAUUUUUGGUUUUCUUCUUUCCGCGCGUUUUGGGGCCGUUGCCUUCGCUCGCCUCCGCCCCGGCUGCGGUGGGGGCGGGUGGGGGGCCGGGCGCCGUUUGGGGCCGUUUGCCGGAAAACCCCGAUGCCGAGGGAAGGACCCUCGACCCAAACAGCCCCUGAGCCGCGGGGGGGGGGGGGGGGUACGGCAGGCGGGGAGCGGCCAGGGAGUGACCCCCCCCCCCCAGGCUCCCAGCCCUCCUCCCUGCGGAGGGGGGGGGUCUCACCCCUGCUCCCCCCCCCCAAGUCGCGUUUUGGGGAUGCCGGAGAAGAGCCGGGUUUUUUGGGGACAGUCGCGGGGACGCCGCUGGUGCCUGGCAGCCCCCCCAGUUCCUUCUGCGCCCUCCCCCCCCGAAGCACAGACUGCUUCCCACGCCGGGGAAGGGGGGGGCGAAGGGGCCAAAUUUGGCUGCCGUGACCCCCCCCACCCCGAUUCCGGCGCCCUGUUCUUCUCCCCGGCGCUGCCGGGAGCCGGCGCGGGCACCGAAUGCAGCCGGGGAGGGGGGGGCAGAAUUUUGUGCCGUUCCCAUUGAUGCCGCCUCGGGACCCCCCAAUGGACAAGAGACACCCCCCCCGUUUUGGGACACCCCCCUCCCGGCGAUGCCGCGAGAAGAGUUUUGGCUCGGGCAGCUCCCGGCACGGGGCGGCAGGCAGCGGCAGGCAGCGGCAGGCAGGAGCUGGGCCCCCCCCCCAGCCAAACUCCGUCCCCGUUGGCCUUUUGAGCCUCUCCGGGAUCGGGGGGGGGUGGGGGGGCCAGGAAGGGUUUUGGGGGCUGCGGGGGGGUCACACCCUGCCCCAGCGUGGGAAAGCCGGGCGGGUGCUGACUGAAACUGGGAGCGAAACCGGCAGCACCGGGGUUUCACCGGCUGCACCCAGCCCCCCCGGGCCCCCCCAUACCCAAGGAGGGGGCACAGGGGUCCCCCCUGCACCCCCAGCCCUCCCCCGGCUUUGUUUUUUGGGGUGUUUUUUGGUUGUUUUUUGGGGUUUCGUACACUUCUUUUGCUAUGGGGGAAGGGGAGGGGGGGUGGGGGGGUCAGGGUGCGGCCCGGGGGGGGGGUGGGGGGGGUCAGGGUGCGGCCCCGGGGCUGACCC